Messenger RNA from Perkinsus marinus ATCC 50983, 1293 nucleotides. RefSeq lists its product as hypothetical. Gene Ontology annotation, molecular function: single-stranded DNA binding; chromatin binding; DNA replication origin binding. The record is from RefSeq and is a predicted model, not a curated record. Bases 1 to 1293 code for a protein of 430 amino acids. Gene Ontology annotation, cellular component: DNA replication preinitiation complex. The transcript has 16 exons. NCBI's taxonomy places the organism in Eukaryota, Perkinsozoa, Perkinsida, Perkinsidae. Gene Ontology annotation, biological process: DNA replication initiation; double-strand break repair via break-induced replication; mitotic DNA replication preinitiation complex assembly.
AUGGUCCGAUUCAAUAUCAAUCCGGAAACAGGCAACGACAACUAUGCGAUUGUUAUGAUCGGCUGUGGUUGUCUUGAAGAUCUAGAUGGCAUUCUUGAAGAAAGCGCUCUGAUGGCUAGCGGCGACAACGCUGAUGAUCUCGUUAUUUAUGUAUUCGAUUCUCAUAGGCCGAUUCACCUCAACAACAUAUACGAGAAACAAAAUCGUGUUAUAAUUAUCGAUGAUGACCGUUUGGGGCUUGGUAACACUGGCAUUCCACCCGAGCCUAAUGAAGAUGAUGAUGAAGGUUCUGAUAUCGGCUCUAUGAGCGAUGGAUCACCAAACCGGAGAGAGCUCCUGGCUGAUGACUUUGAUGAUGAUGAUGAUGACAGCGAAUUUGGACAACAGUCGAGAAAACGAACGCGGAGUAGAAGUGGACGUUCUCCGAAUGCAAAGCAACGCCGACUUGAAUUGCUCUAUCAAAGGGAGGCGAUGAAGGGCGUAUACUACGAUGGACACUAUAGGACUACUCCAGCCUCCAUAGUUUUAUAUCGCAUCGCUGCCGCUCAACAGCAUGGAGGCCUGUCGGGGUUAUGGGCAGCUUGUGUGGCACUAGCGGGACACCUUGGCCUCCGUGACGAAAGGGCGGAGCUCACUGAGUUCACGUCCAUGGACUCAAUCAUUGAAUUUUACAUAGGUCCCCGGUUCGAUCCCCGGUUCGCUCAAGAAUUUGACAGUGCAGAUGAGAACUUACCGCAACAGCAACAAAAUGCAAGCCCAGCUAAUGAUGGUGAAGAUCCUCCUAAUUCGCAGCCUCUCGCAAAAGGGGGAGAUGGGAAUAUAAGCCUUGAGUACGGUGAGAGUGAAAUGGCGGCUUCUGAUAUGGCGAUAGUACUUUCCGCGGCGCUUGAUACCCACAUAGAGUGCGAAAAUAAGGAGGAUGAAGACUCUCAGCAUCGCAAGGCAUUCUUUGAGGCGCUUGAUAUAGUUCGCAAUAACAACCCCAGUGGAGUUCGCUCUGGGCUCUUGCGAGGGCUCAACGUGCUACGCCAAGUGGUAGCUCAGGCGAAAUAUAUACGAGAUCGCAAAAUGUAUAAGACGAUUUGUAGGGGAAAUGAGAAUUUCAGGAUAACUGUUCUGCAACGGGUGGUGAAUCCGAUCAUUUGUACAUUCGCGACACAUUUCGACGAUGCUAGCACGGAAAGCGGAGCGAUGAUUGAGUUCAAGGCUUUCGAUAACUCUGUUGUUGAAGUGUCCGGGAAGGAUUUCGAGGUAUGUAAAUGUGAAGAAUGUUUCGAAAUCAAGACUCCAUAG